Jaminaea rosea is the source of this 605-nucleotide messenger RNA. Its product is annotated as putative dynactin Arp1 p25 subunit RO12. The record is from RefSeq and is a predicted model, not a curated record. The coding region runs from base 18 to 605 and encodes 195 amino acids. The transcript has 3 exons. Lineage: Eukaryota; Fungi; Basidiomycota; Exobasidiomycetes; Microstromatales.
CACCCUCGUCGUUCCAAAUGGAUACCAGCACCAAUGAGGGCGUCAAGCCCUACCCUCCCAACGAGUAUAUUCAGACCUCCCACACACUCAAUCGCGUCUCUCGCAAAGCCGUCCUCCACGGCACAUCCAACAUCGUCCUGGGCGGCAAGUGUAUCAUCCACAGUGGCGCCAUGGUUCGCGGAGACCUCAAACGCGCAGCCUCUGGCUCGACGAUCGCCAUCAGCACAGGCAGAUAUUGCGUCGUGGGGGAGGGAACAGUACUCAGGCCGCCGUACAAGACGUACAAGGGCACCUUCUCCUACUAUCCUGUCAAGCUAGGCGACUUUGUGCACAUAGGAAGCUCCUCCGUCCUCCAAGCCACCUCGGUAGGCUCACACAUAGACAUAGGCCGGGAUUGCAUCAUCGGCCGUUUCGUCACGGUCAAAGACUGUGUACGAAUCUGCGACGGGAGCGUCGUCGCUCCUUAUACAACGAUACCUUCGGGCCAGGUCUGGGCGGGAAACCCAGCCAAGAAGGUGGGGUCGUUGCCGGAGACGUGGGCCGAGUUGCACGAGGCAAGAGGGAGGGACUACUAUGGACGAUUCAGGCCGGCUACGCUUAGUUGA